Molecule: messenger RNA, 679 nt
Organism: Aspergillus candidus
Lineage: Eukaryota; Fungi; Ascomycota; Eurotiomycetes; Eurotiales; Aspergillaceae
Exons: 2
Coding region: 32-430 (132 amino acids)
Source: RefSeq, a predicted model, not a curated record
UCUGAACUAAUGGAAGUUAACUCCUAUUCCCAUGCUUCAUUCCAUCCGUCGAUCAAAGAACACGCCACCACACUUACGAUACGCAUCCACCGGACGGGUAGGGGGUCGAGAGAAAAUGGCAGAGACGUACCCGAUUGGCACGCGCAGCGAGUGCGAGCGUCUUGUGCGGGACUGGGGGUUUAGGAAUGUGUUUACGUGGUCGGAUGGAAGUAACGCCCACUACCCCCCACACAGACACGGCGGGCUCACGACCCAUCUCAUCAUCCGGGGGAGCAUGACUGUCACGUAUCCCGAGGAUAAUGCUUCGCUGCAUGGCGGGGAGCUGAAGAAGGAGACGCAUGGUGUUGGCGCUAGGGUGGAUGUGCCGGCGGGUAAGUUGCAUGAGGUGUGGAUGGGGGAUGACGGGUGUGAGUAUGUUAUUGGGGAGUAGGUUACUUUGUGCUGUGUAUGAUGGGAUGAUUUAUCUUGGGAUACGCUUAAUGUUUUUAGGGAAUGGAAUGGCACUACUUGCUCUGGCUGUGUUGCUUGUCUUACUAGGUAGUUGGUUGUAUAUUUUAAUGGUCUGUAUAUAUUUUAGUGCUCGACCCAAGCCGGCUGGGUCUGGUGCUAGCGAUGUUCCAUGGCUAGUGGAUGAAUCGGAAGUCAAGUCUGGGUUUAUGUUAGUUGACAUGCUCCUAGG